AUGUCAAUGACCGUCGAGGAAGCCGGUGUCGCACGCCCAGGGUUUCCCAAGCCAUUUCCGAAUACUCCUAGCAAUGUGCUUGAACAAUUUCAGAUGAAGGGAAAAGUCACUGUUGUGAACGGUGCAGCUGAAGGAAUUGGUCUGGCGGUUGCAUCUGCUAUGGCUGAAGCUGGAGGAGACGUUGCACUGUGGUACAAUUCCAACGAUGCGGCCAUUGCACGAGCAGAAGAGAUAGAGAAAGAAUUUGGCGUCAAGACCAAGGCGUAUCAGGUGGCUGUUGAGAACGCUGACGCUGUGGAAAAAACUAUGGACCAAGUUGUCAGCGAUUUUGGCAAGAUUGACGUGUUUGUAGCAAACGCAGGGAUGGCAAUCUCGAAAUCGAUUCUCGAAACAACGUUGCCAGAAUAUGAUAAGCAAAUGUCCAUAAACGUCAACGGCGUUGUGUACUGCGCCAAGUACGCUGGUCAUCACUUCAAGCGUCAGGGAUUCGGCAACCUCAUCAUCACCAGCUCAAUGUCCGCACGCAUUGUCAAUGUUCCUAUUGACCAGCCUGUUUACAACGGCACCAAAGCUUUCAUUGGCCAUUUCGGCAAGUCUCUUGCUCACGAAUGGAAGGACUUUGCGCGAGUGAAUAUCGUCAGCCCUGGAUUUUUCGAUACUAAAAUGGGUGCUGGGGAGAAGGUCAUCAACGAGGCAUACAGGAUGACUCCGCUUGGAAGACAGGGGCAUACUAAAGAGAUUAAGGGCCUGUACUUAUAUUUGGCUAGUGAUGCCAGUACGUACAUGACCGGAAGUGACGUACUUAUUGACGGAGGUUACUGCUUGCCUUGA
Messenger RNA from Didymosphaeria variabile, 831 nucleotides. RefSeq lists its product as uncharacterized. Gene Ontology annotation, cellular component: intracellular anatomical structure. The coding region runs from base 1 to 831 and encodes 276 amino acids. The transcript is spliced from 2 exons. Gene Ontology annotation, molecular function: oxidoreductase activity, acting on NAD(P)H, oxygen as acceptor. NCBI's taxonomy places the organism in Eukaryota, Fungi, Ascomycota, Dothideomycetes, Pleosporales, Didymosphaeriaceae. The record is from RefSeq and is a predicted model, not a curated record.